UGGUUUCUAUGUCUAUGACACAUAGUUUUAUAACUUCAAAAAAUAUGUUGCAUUUCUUAUAAUAAUAAAUCCAAAAGACCAUGUUAUAAAAAAUAAUAACAGACUAAUUUACCACUAUGAUUUUCAAGCUGCUACAUGAAAUGUUAUUAAUAUUUUAUGGUUAAAAUAAUCGUUUCAGAGAUGGAUCUUGAUAAUGUUACUUUACUCGCUCAACAAAUUAGAGAAACAAAUAAACUUUCCAGAGAGAAUGCAGAGCAUUUGAAAAGUUUGCGUAUACAGCUAAAAAACCCUGUAUUACCACAACAUGAAAUUGAAACCCGUGCUGGAUCUCGUCCUCCAACACGUGAAGAAAUAAAAAAGUUUAAAGAAAUAGGAUCUAUUAAAAAAGGAUGUUAUAAUACAUCAGAGGAUAAAAUAAUUGCUCAUAAUUGGAAAGAAUUUUGUAAGUUACAUCACUGGAACCCUACAGAGGUUGAACCAUUUUUACUCUUGAGAGAUGAAAAUAAAACAUAUAUACGCAGUAAAAGGGAAAGAAAAAGAUUUGUACAAUUUUUAGCAGAUGGUUUGCCAAAAAGAACUUUGUACAGUGUAUAUCACAGAUUUAGAACUUUGUAUGCAGAUAAUUUUCAAAGAAGGUUUAAUCCAGAAGAAGAUAGAAUGAUUUUGGAUCACUUAGAACAUAAUGUCAACCUUAAUCACAAGCGAAAAUAUGCAGAUUUAGCAAAAGUUUUAAAACGAACUCGAAUUUCUAUUUGGCGUCGUUAUAGAAUACUCAAGAGAAGACAUCAUGCAAGUGAGAAUUAUUAGAUUUUGAUGAUUCUUAUGUAUAAAUAAACAA
Molecule: messenger RNA, 838 nt
Organism: Bombus pascuorum
Lineage: Eukaryota; Metazoa; Arthropoda; Insecta; Hymenoptera; Apidae
Exons: 4
Coding region: 157-807 (216 amino acids)
Biological process (GO): regulation of transcription by RNA polymerase II
Cellular component (GO): nucleus
Molecular function (GO): RNA polymerase II cis-regulatory region sequence-specific DNA binding; DNA-binding transcription factor activity, RNA polymerase II-specific
Source: RefSeq, a predicted model, not a curated record